AUGUCGUUAGCGGGAACUCAAAUCGUCCAAUGGACAAUAGGGAACCUAAACAAACGAGAGGAGAUUCGAAGAACCCCCCGGAAGGGAUCCCAUGAAAGACAAGACCCAAAACAGUCCAGGCAAGAGACAGUGAAAGGCACAAGCACGAAGAGGGAACAUCAUCUCCAGGACAAAGAAGAGGAGCCUGAGAUGAAGCAAGGAAAACGAAGGAUAAAAGAGACGCCGCGAGAAGGAUAG
Messenger RNA from Plasmodium inui San Antonio 1, 237 nucleotides. RefSeq lists its product as hypothetical. The coding region runs from base 1 to 237 and encodes 78 amino acids. Lineage: Eukaryota; Apicomplexa; Aconoidasida; Haemosporida; Plasmodiidae. The transcript has a single exon. The record is from RefSeq and is a predicted model, not a curated record.